Peromyscus leucopus (white-footed mouse) is the source of this 4857-nucleotide messenger RNA. RefSeq names its product probable G-protein coupled receptor 173. The coding region runs from base 847 to 1968 and encodes 373 amino acids. Gene Ontology annotation, molecular function: G protein-coupled receptor activity. Gene Ontology annotation, cellular component: plasma membrane. Gene Ontology annotation, biological process: G protein-coupled receptor signaling pathway. Lineage: Eukaryota; Metazoa; Chordata; Mammalia; Rodentia; Cricetidae. The transcript is spliced from 2 exons. The record is from RefSeq and is a predicted model, not a curated record.
CUUCUCAACCCGGAUCUAAAACCUGGGACACGGCUAUCAGGCCAGCCUCUCUCUCCCUCCACCCCUCCCCCUCUUUCUGGCGUCCAUCCCCUCCCCAACACCACCUCUGCUGCUGCCUCUGGCUGUGGACCUGCACCUCUUCUCCAUCCUCGCCAGGCCCGGAGAGUGAGGUUAGCCUGGAUGAGAGUGUGCCCCUAACCUGGGGCCCUCCCAGGCCAUGGCUCGUGUGCUCCCAGGGAGGAGUCCAGGACCCUGAGCAUCUGCUAGAAGCUUGGCAGAGGCCCCCGCUGGGACCGUGUCUUCUGAGGACAAAAGGCUGCGGCCAGCAGGCAGACUGGGUGGGGGGUGCGGGGGAACCGGCAGCCAGGCAGGCAGACCAGUAGGGAAGCCAGCGCUGGCCCCCUCCCAGACUGGCGGUAGCAUGAAGAUGGGGGUGGGAGUGUGUAGCGGGAGAAGCACCUGCCAGGACCCCCACCUGCCCGCUACUUGGGCACCCCAAAGCUGUGUGCUGCCCACCUGGUGUUCCCCAACAUCUCCAGCUCUACCAAGUGCACCCCUCUGGCACCUGCUUCCCCUGCUGCCAGCGAUUUAGACCAACCAGGCUGUAUCCACGGCAACAGAAGCAGGAGUGUCACUGGCUGCCAGAUCACUGAGGGUCCCACAAUGUGGCCUGGACUGUGGUGUAUCCUGGUUGAGAUCGAGUGAGCCCCGUUCCUGAAUUCCAAGACAGUCCUGCUAAGAGAACCCAGGUGUAGCUCAGCAAGACAACCGAUGGAGUCCCCCGGGGCCCAUCAAAUAUUGGACUGGCCGACCCCUUAGGGUUGGGGGUAGCCCUUGCCCCUCAGCAUGGCCAACACCACCGGAGAGCCUGAGGAGGUGAGCGGCGCACUGUCCCUGCCAUCCGCAUCGGCUUAUGUGAAGCUGGUGCUGCUGGGACUGAUCAUGUGUGUAAGCCUGGCAGGCAAUGCCAUCUUGUCCCUGCUGGUGCUCAAGGAGCGUGCCCUGCACAAGGCUCCUUACUACUUUCUGCUGGACCUGUGCCUAGCUGAUGGCAUACGCUCUGCCAUCUGCUUCCCCUUUGUACUGGCUUCUGUGCGCCAUGGCUCCUCAUGGACCUUCAGUGCACUCAGCUGUAAGAUUGUGGCCUUUAUGGCUGUGCUCUUUUGCUUCCAUGCGGCCUUCAUGCUGUUCUGCAUCAGCGUCACCCGCUACAUGGCCAUCGCCCACCACCGCUUCUAUGCCAAGCGCAUGACACUCUGGACAUGCGCAGCUGUCAUCUGCAUGGCCUGGACCUUGUCUGUGGCCAUGGCUUUCCCACCUGUCUUUGAUGUGGGCACCUACAAGUUUAUCCGAGAGGAAGACCAGUGCAUCUUUGAGCAUCGCUACUUCAAAGCAAAUGACACACUGGGCUUUAUGCUUAUGUUGGCUGUGCUCAUGGCAGCCACACAUGCUGUCUAUGGCAAGCUGCUACUCUUCGAGUAUCGUCACCGCAAGAUGAAGCCAGUGCAGAUGGUGCCAGCCAUCAGCCAAAACUGGACAUUCCAUGGCCCUGGGGCUACCGGCCAGGCUGCUGCCAACUGGAUCGCUGGCUUUGGCCGUGGGCCCAUGCCACCAACUCUGCUGGGUAUCCGGCAGAAUGGGCAUGCAGCUAGCCGGCGGCUACUGGGCAUGGACGAGGUCAAGGGUGAAAAGCAGCUGGGCCGAAUGUUCUACGCGAUUACACUGCUCUUCCUGCUCCUCUGGUCACCAUACAUCGUGGCCUGCUACUGGCGAGUGUUUGUGAAAGCCUGCGCUGUGCCCCACCGCUACCUGGCCACUGCUGUUUGGAUGAGCUUCGCCCAGGCUGCCGUCAACCCAAUCGUCUGCUUCCUGCUUAACAAGGACCUCAAGAAGUGCCUGAGGACUCAUGCCCCUUGCUGGGGCACAGGAGGUGCCCCAGCUCCCAGGGAACCCUACUGUGUCAUGUGAAGCAAGCCAGUAGGUGAUAGGCAGGGGGAAAGUCAUGAUCACCAUACUAGGGCCAACAGCAGGGGAAGAAUGGGACCCAUACAAAAGCCUUCCUUUUUGAGCUUCAGCCCAGGCUCUCAAACCACCCCUAACUGAGGCAUUUUGCCAACACCUCCUUAGGGCUGGAAACUGGCUGAGGGACUGGAGGCAUUUCUAGUUUGGUGGGACUUGUCCCGCAGCCUCCUCCACUUCUCCAAUCUCAUUUUCCCGUGCCCUCCCUGCCUCCCUACCCCUCUUCCCUCUCCUAUCUUUCUAAAGUGACGAGUCAGUAAAAGAAAACGAACUGAAACUGCAGGGUCUUUAAUAAUAACAGCUGAGGAAACAGGCUUUCUUGCUUAAAUGUACCCCUCUUUGACAUUGUCAAGAAAUGGGAAAUUUCUCCUGUAAAAUAGAUUUCCAGAGAUCUUACUGCCCCCUGGGCUCCCAUUCACCCUCCCCUUCUAAGCCCCUUAGCAAGACCUGGAUGUUUAGGAAAUAUUGACUUAAGGCUUCACACAAGAGGGACCAAAUGGGGUGCUGCCCUCCUGGGGAGCAAGGAUGUUUAAAUUGCUAUGUUGUGUGCAAUGUUGUUUUUGGCUAACCUUGAUCCCAAGCCUAGUCUCCUAUCCCUCCCUACCGUAUCCGGACUUUGCAGGUAUUUCUUGAGGCUCUGUUUGAGAAGCCAAGAGCAUACAGAGAAGGGUCUCCAUGAUGUGCCCAGGCUAGAUGAAGAGCUGAAUAGUAGAUGAGCUCCUCAAGCAAAAUAUACUAAACUUAGCUACAUUCUCUCAAACUUUCUCUUGGAUCCCCUAUCCUUUCUUCCUAGAAAUAUACACCCACUUGUCCCCACCAGGGAUGAUGUGGGUAUAUGCUGACAGGGGAAGUUAUCCGUGGAAGUAUAGGAAGAUGAUUGAACUUCUGAGUGGCCGGACUCCAGAGCCUGGGGUGAGAGCUAAUUCACCCCCACAGUUGUUUCUUGGGUUCACACUACUCUUCUGAAAAUGAAAAUUCUUUGGGGGCCUUGGUAACCAAUAGUGCUACAAACUUCAAAGCCCCGUGGAAUUGAGUCCACUCCUUCCUGUGACCUCCUUUUGUCCCUUUCAGGACUCGCAGGCCUUGAGUCCCUCCUUAGUUGCCCUUCUGGGUCCCAAAUAUCCUUCCUCGCAGUUCUUCCUACCUCCACCCUUACUUACAUGCAAAGUGGAGCAGACUACACCCGAAUUCCACAGGUGGAAGGUCCCAAGCCUCUUUUCCACAGACAGAGACCACUCUGGGCUUACUUCAAGGUCGGUUCUAUAGACUGGUGAGCCAAGCUGGAACGCUUUGCCUAAGUUUGGGACUGUGAUCUCUCCAUCCCCUUUCUUUCCUUAUAAACUCCUGUCCUAAACUCCACCUCUACCCCAAGAUAGCCCCUGAACUGAGGAAGCCUUGACCCAAAAGCAAUGAAGGGGGUGCUCUAGACAGAAGAGAUCUUGAUGAUCCUGGUUGUGGAGUGGACCUGGCAAAGCAGACCAGAGUAGCUGAGAGGCUGGGAAUGGGGGGGGGGCUAUUCUCUCAGUGAUGAUGAUAGGAAUGCCUUUCUGAAGGCAGGAGUGGAAAGACCAAGGUGGGAGGGCAAAUAGGGUAGACUCAGGAGGGGUUUCCUCCAUUCCCUUUUUCUAACUGCCUGGAUUCAUCAUUGGAUUUUGUAAAUGGAAAAACUGAAAUGAACAAUGUUAUAUUGGGUGUUCUCUCUCUCUCUCUCUCUCUCUCUCUCUCUCUCUCUCUCUCUCUCUCUCUCUCUCUCUCUCGUGUUUGUCUCUGUUUGUGUGUCCUAUCUGUGUAUGAUCACAUGUGGGGAGGUAUGACUGAGUGAGACAGUGUGUGUCUGUGUGACUUUGUGUGGAUAGGAAACCCUGAGGAAAGCUUGCCUGGUACACAUAUGUAAGCAAAUACCUAUAUGUGAGGGAAUAGAGUACGUACACACACACACACACACACACACACACACACACACACACACACACACGGGGAGAGGAGACACACGAAGGAGGAGAGGAGACAAAACUUAGUAUGUGCCUGCAGCAGGAAACAGAGUGCUUAGGAGAUGGAACCUGAAAUUUUUUAUGUAUGUAUGUGUCAAGAGGGUCAACUCCCAUCUCAUGAGAUUGUCUUCCCUUGGCCCAGCUUCUGAGCACCAGAUGAGGAGAGGAUAGUUUAGAACCCCAUCUCUUCCAAAUGUCUGGAGAUUCAGUGCCUACCCUAAAAUUCAAAUAAGGUAUCUCUGAAAUUGGACCACCAUGGAAAUAGGAACUGGGAGUGGGGGGAUCAAACAUGGAGGUAAUGGGGUUAAGAAAUGGCCCCCUGCUAAUGGCUUUCAGAGGAACUGCUCAGUUUGAAUUGGGAAUUCUUAAGGUUCCACUGUAUACAGCUGGGACUUUGCUCAGUUUUGACUAAAUUCAGAAGGAAGGAUGACAUGGAGAAAAACCCCAAAUCUGGGGGUCUACCCAGCUGGCCUACUCACUAGGCGCUCAAUUAAUUUACUAUUUAUUUAUUUAUUUAUUUAUUUAUUCCUUCAGGUGCACAGAAUUGAGCUAACCGUAUUCCUCAGUUCUUGGCACACUAUAUCAUCAUUGGUCCAUGCAAGGUCCUUUUAUUAUUUUGUUUUGUGCCCUUCAUCACCCAUCCCUGAUCCCAUCCUUCCCCAACCCACAUAGGCACCACUCUUCUGUACUUAAUGUGUGUCCUUCUAAACCACCGUUCAUGUGUUUAUUUACUUAUGUGUAUCUGUGGAAAAUAUAUGGUAUUGAUGUUUUGAUUUACAUAAACAGUAUUGUACUAUAAAUCUUGUUCUGUUUCUUUUUUCACUCAACAUUCUGUUUUUUGAGAGAU